AUGGCAGAGAUUAUGUGUGGUCAGAAUGAAGCCAAGAAACUAAAUUCUGUGCCCUUGUCUGCAAGAGUUGUUAAAGAAAGAGUUUCUAUUUUAGCAAAAAAUGUGAGGCAACAAGUUAUUUCCUCAAUAAAAGAGAGUAAAUACUUUGCUAUUCAGCUAGAUGAGACUACGGAUGUUAGUAGUAAUUCUCAGCUGAUGGUAUAUGUCCGCUACAAAGGUUUACAUUUAAUUGAAGAGGAAUUGUUGUUUUGUUCUCUCGACUUGCGAUCUCGUGGAAUUGAUAUCUUCAAUAAAGUUAAUGAAUACUUUAAUGACGUCAAUUUAAAGUGGGAAGACUGCCUUGCUGUGUCUGUUGAUGGAGCUCCAGCUAUGUUGGGUCAUGUUAAUGGUUUUGCGGCUUUUGUGAGAGAGAGAAAUCCAAAAGUUGAAGUAAACCACUGUAUUAUCCAUUGCCAGGCACUGCUUGUGAAACAUUUGGAACCUACAUUAGAGGCCGUCAUGCAUGAUGUUAUCAAGAUUGUCAAUGUUGUCAAAGGACAUGCACUAAACACGCGAUUAUUUUGUGAAUUAUGUAAAGCUGGUGAUGCUGAAUAUACAGACCUACUUUAUCAUACAGAAGUGAGGUGGCUCUCACAUGGAAAUGUUCUGAACCGAGUGUGGGCUCUCAAAACUGAACUUGAAAGUUUCAUGGUUGAGCAAAAGCAUGUUCUUGCAGAGAAGUUUACAAACCCCUUGUGGGUUGCACAUCUUGCAUAUUUAGCAGAUAUGUUUGAGCAUGUUAAUGUAUUGAACAAAGAAUUGCAAGGAAAAAACAUAAAUAUAAUUUCAGCCAGAGAAAAGAUUUCUGCAUUUGGAUCAAAGCUUUUAUAUUGGAGACAAAAAGUUGAACAGAAAAAGAUAGCUACCUUUUCAAAGUUAGCUUUGUUCUUGGAAGAUUGUGAAAAUAUUACUUUUGAAGACAUCAAGGAUACAGUUAUAAGGCAUCUUACCAAACUCAAAGAGCGGUUCUCUGAUUACUUUCCAGAUCUUGAUUCACAUGCUGUCAGUUGGAUUGUAGACCCCUUUAAAUGUGAAAUUUGUGUUGUACCAGAAGAGCCUCAAGGGUUGGCAGAGUCACUUCUUGAGCUUCGAUGCAAUAAUGAAGCACAGAUUACAUUUGAAAACAAAGCAGAUCUGUCAAAUUUUUGGAUGUCAACACCUGCAACACCUUCAAAAUUGCACAUGAGGAAGCAUUCAAAAAGUUGCUGCCUUUUGCAACAACCUACCUUUGCGAACAAGGAUUUUCCACUCUUACGAACAUAA
Molecule: messenger RNA, 1302 nt
Organism: Notechis scutatus (mainland tiger snake)
Lineage: Eukaryota; Metazoa; Chordata; Lepidosauria; Squamata; Elapidae
Source: RefSeq, a predicted model, not a curated record